Molecule: messenger RNA, 1820 nt
Organism: Trifolium pratense (red clover)
Lineage: Eukaryota; Viridiplantae; Streptophyta; Magnoliopsida; Fabales; Fabaceae
Product: alkane hydroxylase MAH1-like
Exons: 1
Coding region: 77-1594 (505 amino acids)
Molecular function (GO): oxidoreductase activity, acting on paired donors, with incorporation or reduction of molecular oxygen; monooxygenase activity; iron ion binding
Source: RefSeq, a predicted model, not a curated record
CAUUGUUGUACGAUGGAGAGAGUAUUUAUGCAUCCUCUUUUUCUUAUGAUAUCAUUCAAGGCAAAAAUUGAUUCAUAUGCACUUUACUCUAUAUACCAUGACUUUUAAGUAUAUUACAUUAAUUGUAGCCACUCUCUUCAUCAUUUCCUACUAUAUAUGGAGACGAAACAAAAAUGUAUUUGUACUAAAUUGGCCAAUAAUUGGUGUGCUACCAUCAGUUUUGCAUAAUCAAUCCAAUAUUCAUGAUUUUACAACCUUGGGAUUGAAACAUUAUGGAGGAACUUUUCAUUUUAAAGGACCUUGGUUCACAAACAUUGCCAAUUUUAUAGUCACAAGUGAUCCCAUGAACGUGCACCACAUCACAAGCAAGAAUUUCAGCAACUAUGGGAAAGGGUCUGAUUUCCAUGAGAUUUUUGAUGUUCUUGGUGUUGGUAUUUUCAAUUUGGAUUCCAAUGAAUGGAAACAAGAAAGGAAAAUGCUUCAUUCACUAUUCAAAAGGAAAAGCUUUGAGAUAUCCAUUCAACAAAACAUUCAAAAGAAGCUAGAGAAUUGUCUCAUACCAUUUCUUGAGCAUGCAUCCAAAGGUGUGCAAGUAUUUGAUUUACAAGAUAUUCUUGAGAGAUUCACCUUUGAUAUUACUUGUACUUUUUUAUUUGGAUUUGAUCCUGAUUCCCUUCCUUACAAGUUCGACGAGUUCUCCGAUAUGGCUUGUAUAAAAGCCAUUUCUGUGAUUGAGGAUACUAUACUUUCCAGACACUAUAUUCCAAAAUGUAUUUGGAAGCUACAAAAGUGGUUACAAAUUUGUCAAGAGAAGAAAAACAUGGUAGCUCAAAAAAAUAUUUACCAAUUCUUGCACCAUUGUAUAAGAAGAAACAAAGAUGUGGAUGAAAGUCAUUCUUCCUUGCUAAAAGAGAUAAUAAAGAAAUGCGCCGAAAAGGGGGAAAUUGUUGAGAAGUAUAUUAGAGACACUACAUUCAAUCUCUUGAGUGCAGGAAACGGAACAAUUAGUUCAGGUCUCAGUUGGUUCUUUUGGCUUGUUUCAACUCAUCCUAUCGUGGAAGCUAAAAUUAUUCAAGAGAUUAAAGAUAAUUGUUCAAGACAAGAUGAGAAUUUUAUCAUUAACUUAAGUGUGGAAGAGGUUGAUAAACUAGUAUACCUUCAUGGAGCUAUAUGUGAAGCUUUGAGGCUUUAUCCUCCUGUACCAUUUCAGCACAAGUGUGCACUCAAAUCUGAUGUUCUACCUAGUGGACACAAUGUUGGUCCAAAUACAAAGUUAAUAUAUUCAUUGUAUGCGAUGGGAAGGAUGGAACAAAUAUGGGGAAAAGACUGCUUGGAAUUUAAGCCGGAGAGAUGGAUAUCAGAUAAAGGGCAAAUUAUACAAGUGCCAUCUUAUAAGUUCAUUGCAUUCAAUGCAGGUCCAAGAAGUUGUAUUGGGAAAGAUAUUACCUUUGUUCAAAUGAGAAUGGUUGCAGCUUCUAUAUUAUGGAAGUUUCACAUACAAGCAGUGGAAGGUCAUUAUGUAACUCCAAGGGUUUCUAUAGUUCUUCGUAUGAAACAUGGAUUUAAGGUCAAAGUCAAUAAAAGAUGUAUUUGAUAUAAGAAUGAAAGUUCUGUGAAUUUAAGAUUAAUUAGUGUGAUGCUUGUUGAGUGUUUCCUUGAAUGUAUUUAUUUAUAUGUCCUAGUUGAAUAACGUUAUGGUUGGAUUAUACUAUUUUUCUACUUGUUUUUGUUGUUAGGAAAUGGAUGCAUAUUUCCUUAAUGGUUGGGUUUCUGAACUUGUGAUAUGUUAUAUUUUAUCAAUUAUUAAGUUUUUGUUUAUG